AUGGCUUUGAUGAAGGUUGUGGUGUUCUUGGCUUUCUGUCACCUAGUGUUGUGCCGGAAUGUCUACAAAGCAGCUGUAGUAGAUAUUACGAAGGGAGAUGUCUCGUCUAAAAAUUAUGUGUCUCUAAUAGAAGAAGCUGCUAAAUACGAUGCAGAUAUUUUCAUUUUACCGACGCAAGAUCUGUCCAAGUCAAGUUCGGAGUUUUGCGAGAAUUGUAUUGAUAAUUACGAUGAGAUUACAAGAACAAUAUCAAACGCUGUAAAAAAAGCUAAAAUAUACGUAGUAGCACAUGUGUACGAGAAGGUCAGGUGUGAUAAAGCAGAAGACUUGGUUAGAAGCAAUUUGGUGUUUGAUAGAAACGGCGAAAUUAUUUCCGUAUACAGAAAACCCUUUACAAAAGCUACUUGCAAUGUAACUUAUUCCAACACCGCAACCUUUACCUCUGACUUUGGAGUUACAUUUGGAAUAUUGAUGAAAGAAGACAUAUUCCUCAAAAAUGUGCAUGACAUUGCUUCACAAAAUUAUAUUAUUCUGGGUACUUGGCCGCACCUUGAUAAAGGUCUAUCCCCUUCACAUUUUGUGUCCUAUUGGGCGUUUAGUACCAAAUCCAAUGUGAUUUCUACUUCCAACAUUUAUGGCGCUGAAACAAAAAACCGUGAAAAUAUAAUUGUAGGCGAAUUGAGUAAAACGGGUAACGAACAAUCACAAUUACUUAGUACCUCAACGUCCACCAUCUUAGGAGAUUUGAACCAGUACAGCAGUAAGGUUUUAGAUUUGAAACGAAGUGCGCAAGGAUAUCAAGACACAGUGUGCCAGAAAGGUUUCUGCUGUCACUUUCAUGUAAAGACACAAGACGCAGUUCCAAGAAGACCUGGCACCACAUAUACACUAAAAGCUCACGCUGGCGUGAUGAGCUUCGGGGAUCGUGCCAUUGGCACUGAAAUUUGUUCAAUUUCUACGUCCUUUUCUGAAAACAACACAAACAUCGUUUUCGAGAAACUGUCAAUUUCCGGAAACUUCAGUAACGAGAACGCCGCACAAUUUCCAGUACUCCGCACAACCUCACAAACGGCUAUUGAGGGCUUAAAUUUCUAUCAGAGAAGUGUAUUGAAACAAAAUGAAAUAAAAUUGCAAGUCAAUAAUCGCGAUGAUUUGUUAGAAUUCAGUAUAUUCGGUAGAGAUUACUCAAAAGACACCGUGUCUACCAUUUUCCAGAAUUCUACCGAUGUUUCAGUAGUUGUUAUCUAUCUUCUCCCUUUUAAAGCAAUAGGUCCAUUACAGAGAACGAAUGCAUUCUAA
Messenger RNA from Leptosia nina, 1299 nucleotides. NCBI's taxonomy places the organism in Eukaryota, Metazoa, Arthropoda, Insecta, Lepidoptera, Pieridae. The record is from the annotation of a GenBank genome assembly.